Ixodes scapularis (black-legged tick) is the source of this 4342-nucleotide messenger RNA. RefSeq lists its product as uncharacterized. The record is from RefSeq and is a predicted model, not a curated record. NCBI's taxonomy places the organism in Eukaryota, Metazoa, Arthropoda, Arachnida, Ixodida, Ixodidae. The transcript has 4 exons. The coding region runs from base 370 to 975 and encodes 201 amino acids.
UUUUGAAUCAUCGCCGAACCCAAUUCCGCAUUCCACGCUCGUGUGUAGCCGAUCUUCUGCUACCAACUGCCCGCGAUCUCCACGCCUCUCCCACCAACUGCUGGUUCGACGAGCAACUGCGCCAGACCCCAUCAGACCGACACUACAAGCGCCAGGCAAGCAGCCACAACAGCUCGAGCGAGCUAUGCGAGCAUUGUAGCAGCGAGCAUCGCACGGGCUUCGACGGCGACAGCGAACGAUGGGCGGUCCCCGUGAGCACGGCUGCCAGCGCAGCACCGCAGCGGUGACGAAGUGCGCCCCACAUGCGACGGCGAUGACAACAGUCAGAUCAUCGACUGGUUCUUUGGGGCUCUAGCGAAGACAGCUGGAAUGAUGGAUAGGGCCGGGGAUCUCGCGUCGGGACUGAGCAGGAGACCCUACGAGCGGAGGGUGGUGGUGUGCAACUGCGCGUCGUACUGUUACUUCUCCCUGGCCAUCGUGCUUUUUUCCCUGGGCACCGUGCUCACGAUACUGGUGCUAGACGACAGCGAGAAAGUGUUCCCCAACCUGACGCACAUGUGGCUCAUCGGACCCAUCUUCAUCAGCUCGGGUCUCAUGUUUGCCGUCAAAACCAUCAUGUACCUGCGCAGAGAAACCAUGCUCGCCUACAUCUCCAGGCAACAUUCUCUGCUACGGGAGCUUCAUUUGGUGGCUGUGGAACCAACAUUUCUCAGUGGGGUCGGACGGAACAUGAGUGCCGCAUCGCUGCCGCCAGCCUACGAAACGGUCGUUGGUCAGUCUCCUGCCUGUCCCCUAUUGGAGGAAAGCAGUCGGGGGCGGAGUCUGGCACCGGCUCCUACGCUGCCAUUGGCCGAGCAGGGACCGCCCUCAUACGAGGAGGCCAUUCUUCUCUGCAGAGGGCAGCUGCCUGCUGUUGUAAGAUUACAGGAUUCAACAUUCAAAGACUCCGAAACGCAUAUCCAAGCAGACAGAUAGCCCCCCCUCUGAACGGACCGGGGUUUCAAGCCUGGAUUAGUCUUCAAGUUCAACGUGCGCCUGCGAGGCACGAGAGAUCGUCGCCCACUCUACACUCCCCCAAACAGGAGUAGCCCGUCUGUUGAGCCCCAAAACGUGCGUGCACAGCCAAUGUGCAUUGAAUCGAAAGAUCGUCAAGAACCAUUCUCAGGGGUUCGACUGCUGCUAGGGAAAGGCUGCUGAUCCACAGCUCUCGUGACAUCAGUCACGAGUCUUGACACGUGCACGAUGACAGCAGUUUUAAGAAUCUGUGGUAUCAUGCAAUGGUGAGUGGUAGCUGCUAGCAUAUUGGUGUAUCACCGUGGACUUUUACACACGAAAGCAAACUGUCACGAUGAUAGUAGGGAAGGGCUCUCUCAAAUGGUGUGCUGGUAUGUGUGACUCAUUUAACGUGCAGAGGUGUACUCGAGUACACUGGUACACUAGUAGUUCAGCAACUUGUAGCACCCUCUGCGGUCCAUUGUAAGGUGAUGCAGUUUGUUUCGGAGGGAUCGAAGCUAACGGCUGUACCCUUUAUGAUGGGCAGUAGCUUGCGCCACCUAGCCUAGAAACCAAAAGUAUGAUUUUUCCUCCUUGCCUCUCCCUCUACCUUUUUGCAACUAUCACCAGGUGGUGUAGGAUAGUCGGCACUUGAUGCCCAUUGUUGCCGUUAUUUUUUACACGCAGUUGCCCUUGAAACUGCCUCCUUGGAGGAACCUCUUUUUGUGCAACAUGUUUGACAUUCAACGCCAAUAUGUGUAGGUAAAUUGCAACAAAGUACCGUUUUUGUGCUUGAUUUAGCCAUGUCGUGCAGUGUAGAGGUUGCAACGCAGUUGGCAUGAAGCGAUCGCUGUUUUUUGUUGUUUUUCUCCUGCACAUAUAAACGACUCCCAUUAAAACUACCAGAGCAGUAGAACAUGCUCAUCCGUUGCAGCAACUUGGCCAGUAAGGCUGUUUGUCGUCUGGUACGACUAUGUGGUGUGCACACUGGUAUGUGCUCAUAUGCUUGAAUGGUGGCAGCAGACCCAAGACUAUGGUGUUGGUAUGUGGUGCACACACUGGAACAUGGUACCACACACUAGUGUGCUGCUAAUAUGGUUGCAGCUGACUUGUGAUAUGGGGCCUACUCUUAUCAUUGUUGACAAUUUUCCCAACUGCACAAAAUGAUCUUGGUUGCACUGGGAUAGAAAGUGCCUCAACAGAGCAUCUAGUUUUCAAGUGGUCUCUGAUGUCGUGUGGCCCGGCUCAGACUACAAAGCUUACUCCUGCUACAAUGCCCAAGCGAGACUGCCACCUCUUCUUUUCGGCCCGCGAUAUGUGCGCGAACAGUGUCGUAACUUUGCCAAGGAAACAGAUUUUCAGCCUCGUUGAAAAAGGCAUUUUGUAAAUCUGCUUGGGCAGAUACUGGAUAUCUUGGGAAUGACUAGCCGAUGUGCAAGUCAUCCUGUUUCGUUAUAGGCUUCGUCUUCCAAGAACCUGCCUCGUUGAAGUUGGGUGCAAAUGUUGAUUUCGGUGCGUAGACAAACUGGAAGAUGGAUUUCCAUUGGAGACCUUUGAACACCUAUUGGAUGUAAUUACUCAAUUGGUGCACUCAUUUUUGUAAGCCAGCCCUUCAAUAUUUUGGGGGUUUUCAGUGACAACUUGAGGUAACUCUCUGUGUUGUUUAGAUGCUUUAAAUGAAAAAAUAGGGGCAUUACACACCCAACUGCUCACUUGUGUGUGCUGCCAUCGUGACAUUCAUUUGACUUGGUUGGGCUACACUGGUAGUGGGUAUAAGCUCAGACUAAUAGGCAGCCGAGAAAAUCAUUAUUACUGCUCAAACAAGCAGGAAAAGAUGCACAGUAUCUUAAUGGGUUGUUGUCUAAAACAUGUACGGGCAUCCACAAAAUGCGAGCAGUUGUUGUGGGGCCCAUGGAAGAUACUCUUUCUUCCCAGUUUCAGCCACUUGAAUUCGAAACUGCAUACUUCCCAAAUGGUUGACCCUUCUAUGCAUUCCACGACAGACUGGGCCAUAAAAUGGAACGGGCAGGAAUUUUCGGUCAGAAAUUGUUUUGUCUGUAGUGGGAUCUAGGACGACUGAAUGCUUGUAGGGCAGCUAGAAAAGCUAAUUAACUUCUUUCCUCCGACUCUCAUUGUAGCGGUGUAACAGUUCAACUGGCGACGACAUGGAAUGACCCCAUGCAGCUUUUUUCGCACACCUGGUCCGAUACGCAACAUGUACAUUCUUUUGCGACUUCGAGGGUAGAAAGAUUUGGACAACAUUCCCCCAAGCUCAAACCUUUCACCCGUUCCUCUUUCUUUGUUGGUGCCGCACAGUUAGACUGACGCUCUACAAGCAAGUGAAAUUCCAGUUUGUGCUCUGCUGCCUGCACAGCAGAGUACAGCAGGAGCACCUUUCGGAGCCACACUUACUUGUAGUCUUUACUGCACUCCGUGUCAAGCGGAGGCAGUCUAUAAAGGAAAAACACAAAAAAAAAGGAACUAUGCACGAACGCCAAGCGGUGCACGGGGGACAGUAAUGAAGGCCAAAGUUUUUUGCAUUUAGACUAGGGAUGCUAACUACCGAGUUGAUUGAAAGUUGCUCUUAGUGACGACUCGAGCGAGUGUCCUGGAUGCAUUUUUAACUUGUGGAGUCGCCCAAUGUGCGAUUGUACGACUGCGUCUUGGAAGAUUUUCGAUGCCGAGACUUUGCCAUCUGCAGUUUCGAAUGUGUCCGGGUUUGGUACUGUUGAUCAAUGUUUUUUUAACGAAUAGCGCCUCCACGUAACUGUGCAACUGGUUUUCGUGGUUGUACCGCUGACAGAGAAAAACCCUCACUUAGAUCUGUUGUUGACCAACCAGGGCAGUCCCUGAUUGAACAUUUUUAGCUUUACAAUGAGCUUCAGCUUUCUUUGCAUGUUGUGGAAUUGAAGCUCCUGCCCAUUAAUUAAUCGGUCGGUUACCAGGAUGGUAGCGUAGAACUUCUUAAAUCUAGAAACAUUGGUGGCAUUGCCCGAAGACACCAUCUACGGUCUAGUAAAUGGUCGGAGUGAAGAAGACGCCAUCCAUGGUCUAGUUAACGGUCGGAGUGAAAAGUGCGUGGAUAGAGGGCAUGAGCUGAUAAUGUUAACAGCUUAUCACGAGUGGCACUGCUGAAUUUUCUGCGGGUAUUACAAGUCAUAGUAAUGACCUCAGCCAUCAGUAACAUUCUCAGUGAUCUUGUACGUUUAUUGUGGGGGUACCUAGCAUUGAAGUCUCCCAGAAAACUGAUGCUACCUUCAUUCCAUGUUUUUUUGUUGAAAAAACGCCAAGAAAAUCCUUUAGAGCACAGAGCUGUAUGUAUUUUUGAAUAAAUGUAUUAUUUACUGUA